UGAUCACAUUCAAUACAGCAACAGUGUUAUCGCUUUGUGAUUGGAUACAACAUUACACACUCCGGUCCCAACCACCCAAUAGAAACUCCUUUUUCAAUUGACGUCAUCAACUAAUAAGCUUUGUCGUGCGUUCCCAUUAAACUACGUAUUAACUCACUGCUCACUAAGUCUCCUUCAACAUAAUAAAGUCACAAAUUUUGUUUCGUCGUGUAUCACAUCUACAUGGUAUCUUACUGAAAGAAGUUCAAAAUGUCUCAAACUAAAAUAUCUCGACAACGCGAGGAAACUUGGUGUUCGCUACACCAACGGUUAAGCUCAAUGGAGUUUGAUCUUCAGGGAGUCUUCCCUCGGCCAGUGGCGACAUACGUCCAAACGCAAGCAGAUAGCCUUAGCACUUGUGCUGGCUAUGUGUUGUCCAGCAUCCUCACGACCGUUUGCUUCCUCAUAAGUCUCCAAUGCGACGUUCAACUUCCUCAUGGUAAACAAAAAGCGAAUAUGUUCACCAUCUUCAUCGGCCCCCCAUCAACUGGCAAGACACAAGCGAUUCGAGCCAUCACGACAGAUCCCCUAUUGGAACUUUUCAACCAAAAAGACAUCGCCAAUCCCAUGCUGAACAAAUGUACCGCCGCCGGUCUCGGGAAGAAACUAGCCGACAACAAAAGCGGCUUCAUCGUUAGUUCAGAAAUCUCAGAUGCCCUCGGAAGACUGACCAAAGCAGACGAUUGCGACCCCGCCCUACUUUGCGAACUGUUUUCCGGAGAGCCUGUCACAUUUACUUUCGCCACCAAAAACGAUCAAACCAUCCCAUCAUCUCUACCCUUCGCAAUUCUUGGUGGAACCCAGAUGCAACCAGCAGCCACACUAUUAACGGCAUUUAAUAAAGGUCAAGGACUUUUGGAUCGUUUCCUCAUACACGUCCCUCAAUGCCUCAGACCGACUCCUGACGACACAGUCACAGCACAAGCUGCAUUGCAAGAACAUAACUUUUCGUUUUCCGAUUUGGUUUCGGCCAUGUAUGAUAUCCUGGACACCAUCAACACCUUCACUUUCACCGACGCUGCGAAAAGACGCCUCUCAGACAUCAAUGCAAACAUCAUUGCUGACAUCAACAAUGCCAUCAAAAAUGGCCUCGUCCCACCCAAGUCGAAAACGUUCGACUUCGUAGUCCGGUUGGCUGCUGGCAUCCAUGUGUUCGUUUACACCUGCUCCGCCUUUCUUGAUGGCCAAGACAACAUUGGACCACCACCGCCUGAGAUUGACCUAUCCAGUUUAGAAGCGGCAUUGACUUUCGUCGAACACUGCGAAGCCCAGAAAACAGUAUUCAUGCAGGUUCUCAGCAACAUGAUCAGCCCUGUACUGGAGGACGUACGCCUGCAACCAUCUCAAGAAGAUGUCCUGCGAGCUAUCAUCCUUUUCCCAGGCAGAAUCGUUACAUACCGCAGCUUCACAAGUUCUGGCCCACGGUGUCUGCGCCAAACAACAUCCGUCGAAUUUCAAACAGCCAUCACUAAGUCAGCAACCUACGGCAAGCAAUUCACAAUCAAGGUCCCUCGCUGCAAACCCAUCAUGGUCUUCCUCAAGAAGCACCCAGACACGAUCACCGACUGGCAGACAGUCAACGAAGAGGUCUACCGAGCACGAUUCGACGCUCCCUGCAGUGUGAAGAUCACACAAAACAUUCAAGCGGCUGUAGUAGCACAUGAAGAUCUGCCUGAAGACUACUUCAGAGUUGGCUGAAUAUUUGUAGAACUGCCACCGACAAGAACGGCUGCCCAACUUGUUGACGCACUACAGUCAAACCCACAAACCUAAUCGUCUUGCCUCCAGACAUAUUUUUCUAACUUCGGUAGUCCCUACAGAUAGGACCAAGCCCAACAACAAGUAUAAUACUAAUAAAACGUCGCUCUCACCAUAACAAAUAUGUAUGCAUAAUCUCAUUAUUUAAUGUAAAUACAAUAACAUAGAUAUCUACUUUUCUUCACGUUUCUUCACGUUUGUUCUUCACUUUGUGUUAUUAUACUCGCUAAAUAUUCAUUUGACAUGCACUUUUGAUAUGCGCUAUACUUUGUUAUAUUUGUACGUUUACCUCAUUCAAUAAAUGUAUAUAUUUCCCUUAAUCACUGCCUUUGCUCCCCUCAAAGCUUAGCUAAAUACCUCUUUAACCUUUAGAUAGAUAGUAGUUUUUUUCAUACUUUUAUAUACCCUUAAUUAUAUUGCUUAUUCUAAAUACCAUCUGGUGUUAUUUAUAUAACAAAAACUUAAUGCGCCAUAGAAUCAUUCCUAAUACUUGAUAUCAGUUCGUCAAUAACUAGGUGUUUCCAAAAAUCCAGCUGAUACUUCUUAACCUGUUUUGCUAAUCCUUUCAUUGUAACAUUCCAAUCCAUUUCGCUACAAUUUUCGUACAAAAAUUAAACUUAAGCUACCAAAAACCUAUUCUAUUCCUAUUGCUACAUGUUUUUACAAAUUCAUUGAUGCUCAUUUUGGCUUGCCACUCAACCAUCACUGUAACCCUACAAAACUUAUGUGCAUUUCCAUGCCGCAUUUAUUUCAAUGCGCGUUAAUAAUUGUACUAUUUUUAAUUGUUUUUUCAAUUUCAAAUAUAUUUCACUUUAACAGUGCUACAUAGCUCAAUAUCCAACCCAUAUUUUUUAAACAUUAUUGUUUACUUUAUUAUCUAUUCUCCAUUACACAUGUUUUGCUUCGCUAUUUCUAUUACAAAACUUGCUGCGUUAUGAUCGACCUGAAGAUUCCUCCAUUCCUUAUACUUCAGUUAAUCCAGUUCAAUUAAUCAAUAAACACGCAUUUCCAA
Molecule: messenger RNA, 2809 nt
Organism: Patiria miniata (bat star)
Lineage: Eukaryota; Metazoa; Echinodermata; Asteroidea; Valvatida; Asterinidae
Exons: 2
Coding region: 250-1737 (495 amino acids)
Source: RefSeq, a predicted model, not a curated record